Styela clava is the source of this 3437-nucleotide messenger RNA. NCBI's taxonomy places the organism in Eukaryota, Metazoa, Chordata, Ascidiacea, Stolidobranchia, Styelidae. The record is from RefSeq and is a predicted model, not a curated record.
UCCACCCAUUAAAUUGAAAAAAUAUGAUUGAGUAUUUGGUGGAAACAGUGACAGAAGUUCACAUGUAGAAUCAGACAAAUGAUAUAUAGCUUCAUUGUGGAUAAACAUUUUUGAUGGUAUUGGUAAUUAUCGGUGGCGUUUUUCAGGAAGAACGUUUGAAACCGAUAACGUAUCAAAGGUAACUGCAACUCUUUUCCGUUUGUAACUGCACGCGAACUUUUUGCCAUCCACAUAUCUAAAACAGCGUUGAAUUUUAUCCGUAGCGGGCGAUAAAACAAUUUUUUUUGAUGCUUGAAUCCGGAGUCACUAAUAAAAUAUGGUUCACCUCACUGUUUUAAUUAUCCUUUACGUCCCCAUGCGUUUUUGUCACAGUACACAUUAUUUCGCUGGGGGAAAAAAUACCGAUAGAUAGCCCAUGGCACAAGAGAUACAUAUUUAGACAGAUAUUUAUAUGGUUCACCUCACUUGGCGCUUGUUUUUUAGAGAUAAAAUUAUGGCAAACCUUCUGGUGUAGGCUAACUAACAAUAUAUUUCAAUUUGAACAGAUUCCAUUACCAUAAAUAUCGGAAAUGCCAAAAUAUAAAAACAAAGUUACGAAGUGGCCAUGUGGUGUUUGCGGCUUGUCUUCUGAAAGUGAUUUUUCAAUUCUUUGUGAAAUUUGCGUCCGCUGGUAUCACACAAAAUGUGAGAGUAUAUCAGAAAAAUCUGCUGCCAAAUUAGAACAAUUGGAAAAUGCUCCAUAUAUUUGUAAACAAUGUCGAAGCGAGAGUGGAGGAGAGAUUUAUGACUAUGGAACAGCAGUAAUGAGGCUUGCCCAAAGUGCAAAAAGAUCUUAUAAGCAUUUUGUGGAAUGUACUAUUCGAGAGGAGCACUUUUUAAGGCAAAAUUUUAACAUUGAAAACAAACCAUCCACUUACUGUCAAACCACCCAUUGGUAUUCGAAAAAAAUUAUGGAUGAAAAUGGUAUAGAAAAAAACAAACGGCCAUUGGUGACUACAGGAGAUGGGAGCUGCUUAUUUAACGCAGUAUCAAUUGUUUUGACGGGCACGGAAGCCCGAGCCAUUGAACUGAGACUUAGAACAUGUGUGGAGAUGGUAAAAAACAAAAAGUUUUAUACCACUCAUCCACUCUCUGACGUAUUUAAUCUUGUGUCUCCUGACUAUGACAAAGCAUGCAAAGAUUGUGCAACUGUGGGGUGUUAUUCGUCGGCCUGGACUGUAAUGGCUUUAGCGAAUGUUGUUUGUAGAAGGAUUGAGAUGAUAUAUCCUCCCGUAAAUGGAUCAAGAGAUUUGUAUUCAGUUCUUUUGACCAAAUCUAUAAAACCACUAGUUUCAAAUUCCGAUGAUUACAUAUGGUUACUGUGGACUCGGGUAUGUGAGAGUCCAAUCGGCGAUUGGAUACCCGAUCAUUUUGUUCCCUUGGUCGAAGACCGUAAUAGGUUGUUUCACUCAACUCCUCAAAAACUUGAAAUUGCAAACCAUUGUGAAAUUCUCAGCACUAAAGAAGUGUCAAUGAUUAGACCCUCCAAUGACACUGACAGUUUUAUAGAUGUGGUGUGCAUGUCAACGCAUGGAAUUGAAACUACAGACGAAAUUAUCAAAUCAUUUAGACCUCCCGACAAAUGUGAAAACCGAGCGACAAAAAAACUUUUUGAAGAUAAUUUACAGAGCCAUUUUUCGGACCGAAAUGAAAAUACAUUCCACUAUCCAGAAGAGAACAGUUUAAAUAUGGGACGAAAUACAACUGAGGUAGUCAAAAAAAAAUCUUUAGAUUUUCAAGGCGACAUAGAUUUUAACAAUAAAGAGAGAAAACGAAAACACGAUUUCAUGCAGAAUGAAAUUGAAAUGAGCGAAGAAACUACUUCAGAAUCCCAGGAUGACACUGAUCUUCAUCCACGAAAAAUAAAGCGAAAAAAUGGAAAACCAAAUGUUGUACAUGUUAAAUCUAUCGAAGAUAAUUUGAAGAUUGCUACGGGAGAACGGGUAAUGGGCCGAUUCUUUACUCCCGAGCAAUUGUAUUUUCGAGUUACAGACCAGAGCAAAGUGUUUUCCGGGAGAAUACCUCUGGGUGGUAAGAGCAAUUACGCUUUCUUUGUAAACAAUUCGAGAGGAAUAUCCAACACGAGGAAUUUUGUUGUUGAUGACUGCGGAGUCUGGGAUAGCAAAAAGUCAGGCUCAAUCAGAUCUAUAUAUUACAUAAAAAACGGAAAAUUUUGUCAUAUCAGGCAAAAAAUGGGGAAGUACUUUAAACAGCGUGUGAAAAAUGGUGAAAAAAUGCAGGAGACCAUACACCUGGCUGACGAUGAUUUAGUGGUUCUUUACAGAUAUUAUUCAUGCUUGAGAAGAUGUCCAGAAUUCAAAAGACGAGUAUCUUGGUUUGACACCAUUCAAGGUACGAAAGUUGGUGCGUCAAAAACAGUGGUAGAGUAUAUGGGAUCACAACCAUCAACACCGUCUCACUACGCGAAUAUUCCUGGUAGAGAGUAUGUUCGCACGCCGAAACAUGUCACAGAAACAAUCGACGAAAGGUUACGUUGCAACGAACCAACCAGAAAAAUUUACCGAGAAAUGGUGUUAAAUGAUUCGACAUCGUCGCCACGCGACUUCAAACAAGUUCGCAACAGAAAAAUGAAACUCAACAAAGGAGAGAACUCUAAAAGUACAAAAUAUAAUAUUGCCGAUGAAGUUCUAGAUGUACUAAACAUGAUAAACACAAAUCCUUAUGUGAAAGAAAUUAUACUGACCCCUGAAAAACCGCCAAGUAUAAUAUUGUAUACAGGAUAUCAAUUGGCGGAUUUGCAAUCUAUAUCCAUUCAGUCAUCUGACCAAACAAUUAUAGGAGUAGAUCGAACAUUCAACAUAGCAGCAUGCUAUGCCACUACUAUUGUAUUUAAACACUACAAGGUAAUAAAAAAUGACACGGACGAUAGCCCAAUUUUUUUGGGACCUGUUUAUCUACAUUGGGAUGCAAGCUUUGAAACUUACUGCCGAUUCUUUUCGCAUUUGAGUGCUAGAUUGUCUAACUCGCAGUUUACUUCUGAAAUUCGUAUAAAUAUUGGAAGCGACAAUGAAAAAGCUCUAACGAAAGCAAUAGAUCACUGCUUUCCCAAUGCUAAUAGAUUUCUAUGUACAAAACAUCUAAAGGAAAACCUACGGCACCAUCUUCGAGAAAAAACAAUUCUGUCCUCAAAACAGAGAUCCGAAGUGUACGACUUGUUUUUUUCCGAAAACGGCGUCGUCUUUGCUGAUUCAUUAAAAACAUUCAACAAUAAAGUGGAGAUUAUAAACAAUAAGAUUGCUGAUCAUGAAGACCUGCAGAAAUAUUUAUCAGAGAAUUUUUUGCCAGCACUUAAAGAGUUUGUAAUCAAGCCGCUUAGAAUGAAACAUUUAAAAAACUGUGGACUAACAAUAAUUGUGAAAGUAUCAACAAUAUUAUAA